AUGUCUCUUUGUGGCACAACAGCCAACGCAAAAAUGAUGGCGGCUUACAAUGGCGGUACGUCUGCAGCAGCAGCAGGUCACCACCACCACCAUCACCACCACCUUCCUCACCUCCCUCCUCCUCACCUCCAUCACCACCACCACCCUCAACAUCACUUGCAUCCAGGCUCUGCGGCUGCGGUACAUCCCGUACAGCAGCAUGCCUCUUCGGCAGCACAACAGCCAACGCAAAAAUGAUGGCGGCUUACAAUGGCGGUACGUCUGCAGCAGCAGCAGCAGCAGCCAUAUUUCCCAUCACCGGCACCGGGUCAGGCCCCUGGACCAGCUGCAGCAGCCCCAGCUCAGGUACAAGCUGCAGCAGCUGCUGCAGUUAAAGCGCACCAUCAUCAGCACUCACAACAUCCACAACAGCAACUGGACAUUGAGCCGGACAGACCUAUUGGAUAUGGAGCCUUUGGUGUUGUCUGGUCAGUAACAGAUCCACGAGAUGGAAAGAGAGUUGCACUCAAAAAGAUGCCCAACGUCUUCCAAAAUUUGGUCUCUUGUAAAAGGGUCUUCCGGGAGUUGAAGAUGUUGUGUUUUUUUAAGCAUGACAAUGUACUCUCUGCCCUCGACAUACUCCAGCCUCCACACAUUGACUAUUUUGAAGAAAUAUAUGUUGUCACUGAAUUGAUGCAGAGUGACCUCCAUAAGAUUAUCGUCUCUCCUCAGCCACUCAGCUCGGAUCAUGUCAAAGUUUUUCUUUACCAGAUUUUAAGAGGUCUGAAAUAUCUACAUUCUGCUGGCAUUUUACAUCGAGACAUUAAACCAGGGAACCUACUUGUGAACAGCAACUGUGUCCUUAAGAUUUGUGAUUUUGGAUUGGCCAGGGUGGAAGAAUUAGAUGAAUCUCGUCACAUGACUCAGGAAGUUGUCACUCAGUAUUAUCGAGCUCCAGAAAUCCUGAUGGGCAGCCGUCACUACAGCAAUGCUAUUGACAUCUGGUCUGUAGGCUGUAUCUUUGCAGAAUUACUUGGGCGAAGAAUAUUGUUUCAGGCACAGAGUCCCAUACAGCAGCUGGAUUUGAUCACAGACCUGCUGGGCACACCGUCGCUGGAAGCGAUGAGGACGGCUUGUGAAGGCGCCAAGGCACACAUACUCAGGGGUCCUCAUAAACAGCCAUCCCUUCCUGUCCUAUAUACACUUUCCAGUCAAGCUACACAUGAAGCAGUUCAUCUCCUUUGCAGAAUGUUGGUCUUUGAUCCAUCCAAAAGAAUAUCUGCUAAGGAUGCCUUAGCUCACCCAUAUCUUGAUGAAGGGCGGUUGCGAUACCACACUUGUAUGUGUAAAUGUUGUUUUUCCACAUCUACUGGAAGAGUUUAUACUAGUGAUUUUGAACCCAUCACUAAUCCCAAAUUUGAUGACACUUUUGAAAAGAACCUCAGUUCUGUUCGGCAGGUUAAAGAAAUAAUUCAUCAGUUCAUUUUGGAACAGCAGAAAGGAAACAGAGUGCCUCUCUGCAUCAACCCUCAGUCUGCUGCUUUUAAGAGCUUUAUUAGUUCCACAGUUGCUCAACCAUCUGAGAUGCCGCCAUCUCCACUGGUUUGGGAAUAAAGUGGAAGAUAAAAUACUACUGAAGAUGUAACGUAGCUUUCCACUGGAGUCUGGGAUUUGCAAUUCUGGAGGUUAAUCAUGCUUGUACUGUAAUUUUACUAAUGAAGUUUUAAAUUAACAACCACUACUUGUACAAUAUGAAUAAUAUUUAGAAAUGUACUAGACUUUUAAUCUUGUAAAGUGGUUGUGCUUUUAGAAGAAAAUAUUUUACCCAGAGUUGCACGUGUUUUAUGAAUUCUAGUGCAGCUGUGAUGGCUCAGCUCAGAACAAACAGAAUUGAACCAAAUUCGGGGAGGUUUUUCUUUUUUCUUUUUCUUUUUUUCUUUUUAUCGAAGUGAGAUUGUACAAAAAGAUAGACAUACAUUUUGAUAUUGAGCCAUUCCUGAAGAUUUUGGGUUUUCUAAAACUAAGGAAUACAGAAAACUUGACUGCGACCAAUCAUGAAGUCACGUCGGGUGACAGUGGCCACAGUAAGUGGGCACGUCACCUGAUGAUCAAGUCCUAUAAAUAGCUUCUCACUAGAGCUGUGAUGGUGAUGUGUGCUGUUCUAAAAUCAAAUGUUGUGAGUAGAGAGAAUGAGUUUGUGACUAGGAGAGACUAAACUUCUGUUUCCUUACCCAGUAUAAAUAUAUAUAUAUAUUUA
Phaethon lepturus (White-tailed tropicbird) is the source of this 2236-nucleotide messenger RNA. RefSeq names its product nemo-like kinase (gene NLK). Gene Ontology annotation, molecular function: MAP kinase activity; ATP binding. The record is from RefSeq and is a predicted model, not a curated record. Gene Ontology annotation, biological process: protein phosphorylation; intracellular signal transduction. The transcript has 12 exons. Lineage: Eukaryota; Metazoa; Chordata; Aves; Phaethontiformes; Phaethontidae. Gene Ontology annotation, cellular component: cytoplasm; nucleus.